Molecule: messenger RNA, 2416 nt
Organism: Pogona vitticeps (central bearded dragon)
Lineage: Eukaryota; Metazoa; Chordata; Lepidosauria; Squamata; Agamidae
Gene: DRAXIN
Product: dorsal inhibitory axon guidance protein
Biological process (GO): negative regulation of canonical Wnt signaling pathway; dorsal spinal cord development; commissural neuron differentiation in spinal cord
Cellular component (GO): extracellular region
Source: RefSeq, a predicted model, not a curated record
GCUCGUCUGGGCGAGCCCCAUCUCCGGACCGGCGGAGCUGCGCCAGCGCGGAAGUAACGCGGGUGAGGGAUUCGGCGCCUGGAAAUAUGGGUCACAUCCCUGCGUUUGUCUCCUUGACGGUUGUCUUCCGCCUCAUUGCCGCCAGCCUGCUGGACUCCCUCGAACCCCUGCCCGUCGUGGCCUCCAGUAUCCCAGAGAUCGCCAACAGCUUCCCAAACGGGGCAGACUGGACGCACCCCCCACGAGCCGCAAUGCACCGCCGCCGACACGGCCCCAACCGUCACGGGCGGGCCCACCAGCGAGGGAUGCCGUCUAAGGCUCGUAGCGCCGGGGAAGGAGCUGGCCCACAGCUCCUAAGCUGGUCCGCUUUGGAGGAUCCGGGAUGGAGGGAACGUCCUGCCGGCCUCCGGCAGAAGGAUGUUUUCCUGGGGUUUGAGUUUCCGUACCUGGAGCAGGAAAACCAAGCUCCUGGAGUGGGGAGAGGAAAGAAGCAGAACCGUGAGCAUCGGCGUCAUAGCCGGAGAGACCGGUUGAAACAGCACCGAGGAAAAAGCUCAGAUCCAGGGCCAAGCCCACUGUAUAAAAAACCCGAAAACUUUGAGGAGCAAUUUCAGAAUCUCCAAGUUGAAGGUUCUUCUGCAGGCUUGGGUCCCACCUUCCUGCUGGGCUCCACCCCGAAGCCUUCAAUCGAGGAAGCUCCAGCUCUCCACGCCACCUCUCCCCGGCCUCAGGCCCGCCUCCGGCCCGAAGGGGAUGUGAUGCCCACUCUUGACAUGGCCCUCUUUGACUGGACGGAUUACGAGGACCUCCGGCCAGAGAUGUGGCCUCUAGGCAAGAAAAAAGAGAAACGGCGCAGUAAGAACAGUAGCAACGAAACCACGCCCACAGAAGGGGACCCCUGCGACCAUCACCUCGAUUGCCUCCCAGGAUGUUGCUGUGAUUUGCGGGAGCACCUUUGCAAACCCCACAAUCGUGGCCUUAACAAUAAAUGUUACGACGACUGCAUGUGUUCAGAAGGCUUGCGCUGUUACGCCAAAUUCCACCGCAACCGCAGAGUGAUCCGGCGGAAGGGGCGCUGCGUGGAACCGGAGUCCGCGGACGGAGAUCAAGGGUCGUUUCUCAACCUCUAGAAUGAUCUCCCUGUGUGUCGUUUCCCCCCCUCCCCCAAAUGGGUCCGAGAUAUUAAUUUAUAUGUAGUAGUGAUGUGGGGGGGGGCCUGGAGGAAAGAGCCGGCUGGCCAAAUGAUUUGGAUGCAGUGUUGCAGCUACGAAGCUGGAGCGAAGAUUCUAGAUAAUGCAGGAUUUAGAAGGUCAACCCACCGAGCCUGGCCUUUUUACAGGAGGUUGAAAUGCAGGCGGGGUACCUGUGAUUCUAGUCGCUUUUGUCUUCUCCUCUUUUGUAAGGCUAAGGGAUCUUAGUUGCUCAUUCAGGAUCAAGCCAAGGAGAUCACUGGCCUUGGCAACUCGAGAAAGCCUUCCAUUUUGGCCCCUCCGAGGAUCCUCCUUCUCCUGCAAUUCCGCCGACUCUCAAAGGAGGCUGGUUACUGCCUCCCUUCGUGAGUUCCUGCGCUUGGCCUUCUGAGAACUCUCACCUUCUGAGAGCGCCUGUGUCGGAGGGCUGGGGAAAUCCUCCAAAAGUGGUCAGGGAGGGAAGAGACGCCAUCUUUACUCUCUAGUUGGAAGUAUGGGCACUCAUCCAGAGACACAACGGACACUUCUCAGCUCUCCCUUGGAAAGUCGUGGUGGCUUCCAGGAAAAGCCUGUUGCCUCAAUGCCAUGGGACACCUUGCAAACUGCUACUGGGGGCCUGAUCCAGGCCUGUGCUGCAACCCUGCACGGGGCUGGAGGAGCCGAAGGCAGGCAGAAGAAGGACUUACACCAGCCUAGAAAAGCCAGAUUCUGCCUCCAGGAUGAAUGAUGGUCAUCCUGCCAUCUUGCCAGAAUCCUGCCCCGAUGGAUGUGCCCCCAUCUGCUUCUGCCUCCUGCGGAAACCAACCAGCCAAUUUGGCCCUGUAUCUCUGACUUUGCCCAGCUCUGCCUGGUCAGGUCCAAGCGACCCCCCCCCCCCCCGGGAACCCUGAGGGCUAGAAACUUGACUCCCAGAGCAGAUGCAAAAAAAACACACACAGGUUUCGCUUGCCCACCUCCCGUGCCGACACUCAUAAACCUCACCCCUUCUUUUCUCUCCAGCCAACCAACUCAUUCGGCCAGCUUUUGGGGGUUCUUCUUAUUUAUCAUGGUUUUAGGAUGUUUCUUUACAGGGCAGGGUUAUUUUCUUGUGGGGGGGGACGGGAAAACGUUUUCGUAUAUGGUGUAAAAGGGGCGACCCCUGCUCCCCCUUAGUGACCAUGCGGCGAUGGGCUUGCAUGUCCCAAUUUUGAAGAGGUGUAAAUAAAUAAAUAAAAUAGUUAUCCUUC